Molecule: messenger RNA, 1320 nt
Organism: Pelagomonas calceolata
Lineage: Eukaryota; Pelagophyceae; Pelagomonadales; Pelagomonadaceae
Source: the annotation of a GenBank genome assembly
CUGAAACGCUCGCACGCCCCCGUACUGGCUCCUGAGGGCCGUUUUCGACGGGACGGCUCGCUCUAAGCUGCUGCACCAUCUGUGCACCCUCUAAACUCUAUGAGAGCAGCCAUGCUGCGCACCCUCCUGCAGCGGUCCACACGUGUACGACAGCUCGCCACCGACGCGAGAGUCGCGGUCGUGGGUGGCGGCCUGAGCGGGUCGCUGUGCGCGCUGUCGCUCGCGGCGCGCGGCGUGCCGUGCUGCGUCUACGACCAGGGUGCGUCCGGGGGGCGCUUCGGCGGCAGCGCGCAGCGCGAGCGGCCCGAGCUCGGCACGCAGUUCUUCCGCGCGAGCAGCGACCGGUUCCGGUCGCUGCUCGGCGAGCUGGAAAAGCGAAACUUGGUGGGUCGGUGGCGCGUGGCCCCGGAGCGCUUCGGCCUGCUCGGGAGCCACGGCGGCGGCUUUUUGCCGAGAGAGGCCGUGCCGCGCGGUACCAUGCCCGCUCUCGCGACGAUGCGGGACGGAGGCGACUUCUGCGGCUUCAUCGAGGGCGACGGCGACCUCUGGAGCGCCCCGGACAACGCUGUUGUUUGUGAGGCGAUCCGGGAGAUGGGCGGGGUAGAACUCAAGCCGAGUGGGAGGGUCGAGGCCAUUGAGCGCGUCGAAGACGGCUGGCGCGUCGAGGGGAAGGAGUUCGAAGCUGUUGUGGUCGCGAGCCACGGCCCCUCGCUCGCGGCGACGGCCGUGGCCGCGGCGGCGGCCGAGACGGCGGACCCGGCGGUCGUCGCGCGGCUCACGGGGCUCGUUGAGGCGAUCGCUCGCGUGCGCGAGAGCCGCUGCGCCGUCGUGAGUGCCGUGGUCGAGGUCGAGGGGGGCGAGGCCAUCCCCUUCGACGCCGUGACGACGCCGUCGUCGAGCGUCCUCCAGUUCCUCGCCAGGGAGGCCUCGAAGCCGGGCCGCGCGGACGCCGGGAACGCGUGGACCGUCGUGUCGACCUCGUCGUUCGCCGACAAGCGGCCGGGCAACGACGCCGUCGCGUCGCUGGGCCUCCUCCUCGCCGACGAGGCGCUGCGGCUCCUCUGCCCGCACGGUGCGAAGCUGACGAGCGCCGUCGGGGCCAAAAUGUGGCGCGCGGCCUUCUCCGCGGAGACGCUGGAGGGCUGGUCGCGCGGCGCCGAGCACGCGGUGGUUCUCGAGCCCUACCGGCUGGCCAUCUGCGGCGACUUCGUCCGCGCGGCGGCGUGCCCCGUCGAGGCCGCGGCGCUGUCGGGGCUCGAGGCGGGGGACCGCGUGGCGGCGGUGCUCCUUGGUGGGGCGAACUAGUUAACUCUGUUGUGG